This is a messenger RNA of Ostreococcus tauri, 471 nucleotides long. RefSeq names its product unnamed product. Bases 1 to 471 code for a protein of 156 amino acids. NCBI's taxonomy places the organism in Eukaryota, Viridiplantae, Chlorophyta, Mamiellophyceae, Mamiellales, Bathycoccaceae. The transcript has a single exon. The record is from RefSeq and is a predicted model, not a curated record.
AUGUCUCGCGCCGUCGCCGCUCGAUGCGCCCGCGCGCUCAGUGCGCUCACCGCGUCUUCAUCAGCACCCGUGGCGAUUGUCCAGACCGCGCGUGCGUCGACGCGAGACGCUUUCGCGUCGUCACGAGUGCUCUCGAGCUCGCUGCUGUUGAUGAAUUCACGCUCGUUCUCCGUCGUCUCGACGCCGCCGACGCAUUCGGCGUACGGGGUCACCGAUUCCGAGAUCUUCGAAGUUCCGAGCGAGGCUUUGGAGCGAGCGUCCGACGCGAGCGCGGUGAAGAAGCCGACGAAGAGGAAGAAUCACAUCAAGCGCAUGCUGGCGCGAGAGGCGUUUCGUCGAGAGAACGCGCGCGUGCACAAAGAGAACAAACGACGGGCGAUCGCGGAACGGGAUGUGAAGCGAUUAGAGAAGUGGCGCUCGGCGGUGGCGCUGAAGAAGGAACUCGAGGAGAGCAUGGGAACGCGUGAUUAG